AAUCCCACAUGCUUGAAGAAGAGAAACGACCGCAUGAACUACAGAGACCCCCAUACCGGAGGCGGAGGUGGCAGCUAGGGAUGGGCAUGUUUGUCAUUUCGAAUGUGUUUGGAAGCUCGAUACAGAUUUCUACCUUACCUUUACCGGUCUUGUCAACUUUGCAGGCCGCCGGGCUUGUCUUCAACUCAAUAUGCGCCACCUUGAUACUCAACGAGCCCUUCACGAAAUGGUCCUUCUGGGGAACGGCACUUGUUGCUCUAGGGGCUGCGCUGAUAGCCGUUUUCGGUGCCAUACCCUCCCCAGCGCACAGCUUGUCAGAACUGCUGGAAUUACUGGGAAGGUGGCAGUUCAUUGUCUGGAUGUCACUGCAAGCCGUGAUUCUCCUCACCAUUGCCUUGUCCAUUGAAUUCAUAAAUCGAUUCAAGAACAUCUCACAGAAUCCAAAGUUUCGCCUAGCAAGAGGCCUCACCUAUGGUUGCAUCAGUGGAAUCCUCUCCGCGCAUUCCCUGCUCUUUGCCAAAUCAGCUGUCGAAUUAAUCUUGAGAACAAUUGCCGAUAGCGAUAACCAGUUUGUACACUGGCAGUCAUGGAUUCUUGUCCUAGGGCUGGUCGCCCUCGCUUUGAGCCAGCUAUAUUAUCUUCACCGCGGCUUGAAACUAGUUUCCACAUCAGUAUUAUACCCACUUGUAUUUUGCAUUUACAACAUUAUUGCCAUUUUAGACGGCCUGAUAUACUUCCGCCAGACGGAUCUAAUUACACCCUUGCACGGCUGGCUCAUUGCCCUUGGCACUACUAUUUUACUUUCGGGCGUUCUAGCCUUAUCAUGGCGCCUCAGCGAUGAGCAACACCCCCCAGCCGUGGGUCAAUCAUCUUUAACACCAGGAUUCGGACUUGUAGAAGACACAGAAGGCGAGGAUGAUUCAGCAGUCGAUUCUGAUCUUCUUAGUGAAGAAGGGGAGACAAUUCGGCCUACAUAUGAUACAUUCGCUUCCAGCCAUGAGACGAUACCCUUUUUAUCAAACCACAAACCAGGUCAACCCUGGAAUACAGAAAUCUGGGACGAACUAGAGGAUCAACAGCUCUCUAGGCCUAGUAGACCACGGUCAAGUACCUUGCCAACAGGUCACACACUGAGCGAGGGCACCCCGCUGCUCUCUGGGCGGCGAAUACCGCCAGGUGGACCAGCUGCGCCUGCAAGUGGUUCAGGGGAGCGCCAUAGCGGGGAAAGUCCACGUAGAAUGUUCCGCCGCCGACGGAAAUCUACGGGGUUCCCUGGAUUCAUAGCACGUAAGCACGACCGCCGAAGGAGCUCCUCCAACCUCGGUGUGCAAGAUGCGCUGGGCGGGAUCUUAAGGAUGAGGUGGUGGCGGCAGGCUGGUGGAAAUAGCAAUAAUGGCAAUAGUCACCUGGACAUCGCCGUCGCCAGUCCAACGGGGAGUAGUAGCGGGCAGCCUUGGAUAUUAAGAAGCCCGAGGAGAUUGCAACGGCGUGAAGAUGAGCAGCAGCUGCAACAGAGGACUUCUAGAGCAGAUUCUACUAAAUCACCCCGGCCCGAUGAGGGACCAAGAGGUGAUGACGCUGUUUGAAAUAUUAGAUAUGAAACAAAGAUUAAGAUUAAUAGCACAGAACCAGGAGAACUGUUUUUUGGCAUUUUCCAUUUUGGGACGAAACCCUUUGCAUUACUGAUAUUGGCGCCAUGUGAUGCGUGUCUAGAUACUAUACAAAUUAGUGGAAUAUUCGCCUUGCUUUUUGGAGCGAGAUAGAUAGAAAAUUGACUACCUACCUAGUCACCUAGACAGAACAGACAGGCAGGCAGGCAAAGCAAAGAGAAAGAGAAAGAGGUGUAAGUAAAUCCACCAAAUUCUCAAAUAUCCAGCCAUUACUCUUCCAGAGAAAAAUGAAAGGAAUGAAUAAAAAAAAUCCUUCACAAACGUAUUUAU
Xylaria bambusicola is the source of this 1940-nucleotide messenger RNA. Its product is annotated as magnesium transporter NIPA-domain-containing protein. Lineage: Eukaryota; Fungi; Ascomycota; Sordariomycetes; Xylariales; Xylariaceae. The coding region runs from base 81 to 1586 and encodes 501 amino acids. Gene Ontology annotation, cellular component: membrane. Gene Ontology annotation, molecular function: magnesium ion transmembrane transporter activity. The transcript has a single exon. The record is from RefSeq and is a predicted model, not a curated record. Gene Ontology annotation, biological process: magnesium ion transport.